CAUCAUCAUCAUCAUCAUCGUCACUACCACCACCACGACCACCACCAGCAAUCCCCCUUCACCACAUCCAUAAACAGGCCGAGUAUUUGAACGGCCGUGUGUGCUUCCUCCACCAUCAUGCAGGUGGACAGCACACCAAAAGCCAUCCUGUACUGCUGGCCGACAUCAGUGCUGUCCACCGUCCCUCGGUUGUGUCUUCAUGAGAAGAACUAUGGUGACGACGAAUAUGUUCUCCACCACGUCGAUAUCACCAAAGGCGAGAACUUCUCCCUUCCAUACCUGAGAAUCAACCCCAAUGGCAUCUACUGUCCCAACACUUGCGGUGCCCGUAGCAGACAGCCCACCUCCAAAUACGCCUUCGAAUCCGCCGUCAAGCGACGACGAGCCGAGAGCAUCUGCGCUUUCGUUGACGAGUGCAAACCUCCGUCAUGGACGCCUGGGAGCACCUCAAAAGUCGUCCCAGUUCUGUUCCCGACGAUUGCAAGAGAGAAAGAGUUGACGGACCUCUUGGUGGCACUUGUCCGUGAUCCCUAUGUGGACCCAAACUUUCUCGAUUUGGCUGCAAGAGACGCCGGGGAGCUGGGGGUGAAGCUAGGCGCAUCGCAAGGAACGAUGCUGGCAACAAGACGGCUGGCUCUCAAGCGUUACGUUCACAUGGCACAUGACGAGCUCUCGCUCCUCACGCCCGUCUCGGCACUCAAGUCUUGGGAGCAGCAGGUUGUAAAUCUCCUCGAGGACAAGGCGGCUGCGAACCAGGCACUGUUCGAUAUUUACAGCAGUGACUUGGGUUUAGAUCGACAGCCCGAGUUUUUUGAAGCCAGCCGAGCGGCGUGGACAGUUCACGUCUCGGGCACAUUAUCCAAGCUCGAGGCGUCGAUGGUGGGGCCGUUUGCUCUGGGUGACCACCUGUCGAUUGCAGAUUGCUACAUCAUUGCGUGGUUGACAAGACUGGUAUCUCUGAGCCACGGCAAUCCAGGACCCGGUGGGAUUCAUGCGCUGGAGCCGAAUCUGGGAGGUCACAGGAUUGGAGCCAAGCUGGUGGCAUUCUGGCAGCAUUGGAUUCAACGGAAAAGCUUUCGCAAAGUGUUCACAGCGGCAUUCUGGCCCGAGCCGGCACUACCACGGUGACACGAGUAGGACGAGGGGUGUACAAUAGGCCGAAGGGAAUCAUUUGGUAUCACUGGCUGUGAGGACACAUUGUUGCAUUGUACUUCUUGGAUAUUGUGGGAAUGCGUAAAC
Messenger RNA from Vanrija pseudolonga, 1239 nucleotides. RefSeq lists its product as uncharacterized. Bases 118 to 1128 code for a protein of 336 amino acids. The transcript is spliced from 9 exons. NCBI's taxonomy places the organism in Eukaryota, Fungi, Basidiomycota, Tremellomycetes, Trichosporonales, Trichosporonaceae. The record is from RefSeq and is a predicted model, not a curated record.